Nannospalax galili (Upper Galilee mountains blind mole rat) is the source of this 2528-nucleotide messenger RNA. RefSeq names its product ST8 alpha-N-acetyl-neuraminide alpha-2,8-sialyltransferase 5 (gene St8sia5). Gene Ontology annotation, biological process: N-glycan processing; oligosaccharide metabolic process. The record is from RefSeq and is a predicted model, not a curated record. Bases 258 to 1496 code for a protein of 412 amino acids. The transcript is spliced from 8 exons. Gene Ontology annotation, molecular function: alpha-N-acetylneuraminate alpha-2,8-sialyltransferase activity. NCBI's taxonomy places the organism in Eukaryota, Metazoa, Chordata, Mammalia, Rodentia, Spalacidae.
CGCCCCUAGGCGGGUGGAUCGGCGGCUCCGGCUCUGGGAGGCAGCGUGGCCGAGCGCAGGCCUGGGGAUCCGCGGACCUCCGCGGUCCUGUCACCGCCCUGGGCCCUAGCUGCGCCCGUGGGAAACUUUGCCCCGCGAAGUCCUCGGCCUGCCUGGCCGCACUGUGAGAGUCCGCCGUGCGCCCCUUGGGGCCCCGAACCCCUCUAGUGAUUGCCGCGCCACCCCGCACCCAGCAUCCGCGGCGCCGGGCCGCCAGGAUGCGCUACGCAGACCCCUCGGCCAACCGGGAUUUGUUGGGAAAUCGAACUUUGCUCUUCAUCUUCAUCUGCGCCUUCGCCUUGGUGACCUUGCUGCAACAGAUCCUGUACAGCAGGAGCUACAUCAGGAGAGGCCUCCAGUUUGGUUGGCAGAGGGGCGACCAGCUGGCCAAUUGGACGGGGCUCUUUAAUGCCAGUGACGGCCUACCAGUACAGAACAGCAGUGACUCCAGCUCCAGGUACUUUGAAUUUUACAAGGGGCCUUUAGAAUAUAACUCCACGCGAUGCCUGGAGCUGAGGCACGAGAUCCUGGAGGUGAAGGUGCUGUCCAUGGUGAAGCAGUCUGAGCUGUUCGACAGGUGGAGGAGCCUCCAGAUAUGCAAGUGGGCAAUGGACAUCUCUGAAGCCAACCAGUUCAAGUCCACCUUGUCCAGAUGCUGCAAUGCCCCUGACUUCCUCUUCACCACCCAGAAGAAUACCCCGUUAGGGACGAAUCUCAAGUAUGAGGUGGAGUCUAGUGGCAUCUACCACAUCAACCGGGAGAUCUUCCACAUGUUCCCCAAGGACAUGCCCUACUACCGAUCCCAGUUUAAGAAGUGCGCUGUGGUGGGCAAUGGAGGAAUCUUGAAGAACAGCGGCUGUGGGAGGGAGAUCAACAGUGCUGACUUUGUCUUCCGGUGCAACCUGCCCCCCAUCUCAGAGGAAUAUACCAUGGAUGUGGGGAUGAAGACAGACGUGGUCACUGUGAACCCCAGCAUCAUCUUUGAAAGGUUCCACAAGCUAGAGAAGUGGCGCCGGCCAUUCUACCGUGUGCUGCAGGUUUAUGAGAAUGCGUCUGUGCUGCUGCCUGCCUUCUACAACGUACAUAACACCGACAUGUCCAUCCGCGUCAAGUACGUGGUGGAUGACUUCGAGUCGACGCAGGCAGUCUACUACUUCCAUCCACAGUACCUGGCCAACGUGUCGCGCUACUGGCUCAGCUUAGGUGUACGCGCCAAGCGCAUCAGUACCGGGCUCAUCCUGGCCACUGCGGCACUGGAGCUCUGUGAGGAGGUGCACCUGUUCGGCUUCUGGGCCUUCCCCAUGAACCCCUCGGGCUUUUACAUCACGCACCACUACUACGACAACAUUAAGCCCCGGCCGGGCUUCCACGCCAUGCCCUCGGAGAUCUUCACCUUCCUGCACCUGCACAGCCGCGGCAUCCUCCGUGUGCACACGGGCCCCUGCAACUGCUGCUGACUCAGCAGGCCAGCUGUGGUAGACAGCUUCCUCUCCCCUUCACCUCCCUUCAGGGUCCCAGGCUACUGGCCUCAGGAUUUCAGCUUUGUCUUUGGGUCCUGACGCAGAGGCACGGUUAGGCACUCUGCCCAAGCAGAGUCAGCUCUGUCAUUAAGUCUGCUGAGCCUCCAUCCUGUGCCUCCAUCUAUCCAAGAAACUCACUGCUGGGGACCUCAUAAGCACAUUUCCACUCAGUUUCCACUUCCCAGAGAGCACAAACUGUAGUGGCCUCCUUGAAGCUAAGGCAGGCCCUGUGGAGAAUAAACUAGGGGGUGAGACAUUCACUUGACAGGAGCUGAGCACAGUCCAGGUUUCAUUCAGACCUCUGACUGUCCAAGUUUCAUACUAGGAACUCAGCCAUGAAUUACUGUCUAGAAUCUCAGAACUGACAGGCCAACCCUUCCAGUGAAGAAACAGUGGCCCAAUGUCAUGGUCACACUUGGUUGAGCUCAAAGUGCUUCAGGGAGAUCUUAUCAAGGCCUGUGUUAGCAUCUCCCUGACUCCAGGAGCUGAGAGCCAUGCUCUAAUAGUCCUUGUUCACACACAGCCUUGGUGCCUCUAGGUUCCAUCCUGCAUUUGACCUUUGGCAAGAAGGAAAUAAACCAGACCAGCCAUUUGCACUAAGAUAGCCAAGCCAAUGUUAUCGACUUGAUAAGUGCUUAGCAAUUUGCUUCCUCCUCUGACUCCUAUUUUUAGAUCUAUUUUAAUCAGGAGUUAUUUAUAAAGAUCUCCUCUUUAUGUCCCUGAAUACUCCUGCUAAAUUGUGUUCCUGAAUAGAAAUCAUCAGCUGGAAAGCACUUUGUCACGUGAGCCUAGUAGAUAGCAGCUAUCUGGGGGCAAUAUCUAUGAUGUCAGUAUCCCUGAGAUUUCUAUGAAGUUGGCACACCCAGGGCACAUGCCUGGUGCCUUCAGACACAGAGACUUACCAGGCCUGGGUUUUGGGAAGUCACCUUUGCCUAGGCCAAGAGGUUCAUGUAUCAUUUCAAAUCUGAA